AUGGAUGAUGACACCCCUAGUGAUUAUGGUGAUGGACUUUCAUGGAAUCCACCAAGUAGUGUUCCUCAAUGUAUGUUGUCGAGUCUCCAAACUUUUGAGUUUUCGGGAUACUUGGGAAUACCCAAAGAGAGAGAUGUCGCGGUUUAUAUCUUACAAAACGCUCACUGCUUAAAGACUGCAACAAUCUUAUCUAAAGAUUAUUUGGUUGAGACACUUGACAUGAUACAGGAGCUUGCACGUUCUCCUCGAGCUUCAACCGCAUGCAGACUUGUGUUUAAU
Thlaspi arvense is the source of this 279-nucleotide messenger RNA. Lineage: Eukaryota; Viridiplantae; Streptophyta; Magnoliopsida; Brassicales; Brassicaceae. The record is from the annotation of a GenBank genome assembly.